This is a messenger RNA of Phoenix dactylifera (date palm), 1347 nucleotides long. The record is from RefSeq and is a predicted model, not a curated record. Lineage: Eukaryota; Viridiplantae; Streptophyta; Magnoliopsida; Arecales; Arecaceae.
AUGGCCGUACAUUGCGACGCCACCACGCCAUGCUACUCCGGCUAUAUCCUGCUACAGCUGUCAAUGCCUUACCGUUUCCAAGAACGGACUCUACUGCGCGCUACAAGUAAGCUCUGGCUCCGCGCCACUCCCACUCAUGAAGGGAACGGGCUAUACCUCCGCCACCUAAGAGCUCUUACUAGGACUAUAAAGAACCUCAACAGAUGCAUGAGCAAUACAAGCAAUCAGGAGAAGGGCUAUACGUACUUCAAGUACAUCGAAGGACAAAGGUUAUGGCCGCUAGUUCUUCCUCGAUGGUUCCUCUCCUCCGUCGGCGGCGGCGGAGGCGGCUUCCCUUCCGACUCGCCCGACGCCUCCGUCGCCAGCUCCUUUGAGUUUGAAUUCUCCGUCCGAUUCCCCUCCGCCGCCGCCUUCGCCAUCGGAUCCAUGACCUCCACCGAUGAGCUCUUCCUUAACGACCAGAUCCGCCCCAUGAAGCUAUACUCCCACCUCCAGCGGCCCCAGGUCCUCGAUCUCAACGAAGAAGAAGACGACGACGACGAAUCCGAGCGUCACCCGCCGGAAAUGGCCGCGAGGGGGCGGGAUCUGAAGCUCCGGAGCCGAUCGAUUCGUCGGAGGGCCAGAUCUCAUUCCCCGCUUCGGAACGCGCCACUCCAUUGGCAAAUGGAGGUCGAAGAACGAGAGGAUAGAGCGAAAGAUGUAGAGCCGGUUCCAGAUCCGAAGCAGAUCGAGGCGGAGUCGGCCACUCUAUUCGUCUCGGCUUCGUCCUCCCGGUCCUCCUCCACAUCCUCCUCCUCCUCCUCCUCCUCUGGAAGAACCUCCAAGAAGUGGAUCUUCCUCAAAGAUCUCCUCUAUAGAAGCAAGAGCGAGGGAAGAGAGAGAGGAAACACCAAAGAGAAGUUCUGGCACUCGAUUUCUUUCUCCCAAUCCAAAUCCAAGUCCAAACCUCCGCCGCCGAUUCCUCCUCCCUCCGCCUCGGCUGUCGCUGCUGCUGACUCCUCUUCUUCCACCAAUCCUCUGCCUAUCGCUGCGAUCUCGGGGGUGGAGAAGGCAAAAUCGAAGGAUCCAUCGCCACCGGUCAGCUGGCGCUGGCGCUGGCGGAGGAGGGCGGCGGAGAACUGGGUGGGGCGGCGGAGGGCGCUGGCGCCGUCUCCGCACGAGCGGCACUACACGGCGAACCAGGUGCAGACGGAGGAGAUGCGGCGGAAGACGUUCUUGCCUUACCGCCAGGGCCUGCUCGGUUGCCUGGGCUUCACUUUCCGCAGCUAUCACAACCAGAAAAUACGCGUGUUGAUUCCGAUACCAAAACCUACUGGUUUCACUGGUGCCGAUCCUUACAAGAUGUAA